Antechinus flavipes (yellow-footed antechinus) is the source of this 539-nucleotide messenger RNA. RefSeq names its product C-C motif chemokine 3-like. The transcript has 3 exons. The record is from RefSeq and is a predicted model, not a curated record. Lineage: Eukaryota; Metazoa; Chordata; Mammalia; Dasyuromorphia; Dasyuridae. Gene Ontology annotation, molecular function: CCR chemokine receptor binding; chemokine activity. The coding region runs from base 138 to 407 and encodes 89 amino acids. Gene Ontology annotation, cellular component: extracellular region. Gene Ontology annotation, biological process: cellular response to interleukin-1; chemokine-mediated signaling pathway; immune response.
UCUCUCAUCCUGUUCUUUCUCAGAUAUCACUGUCUUUAAAGAGGAGGUCCCAAGCCAGGCCGUAGAGUUGUCAGAUCAAGCAUCUUGAGAGUUCUGGGAGUGGUCCUGAAAGUGCUCUCCUCCAACGUCCAAGGACCAUGAUCUCUUUGGCUGUCUUUUCCAUCCUCAUCAUUUCAAUACCUGGCUUCGGCUUUGAAUCUGAGACGUAUGGUAGAUAUGACAUCCCACAAUCUUGCUGCCACUCUUAUAGCCUACGCAAGAUCCCAUACAAAAUUGUGACAGACUUCUAUGAGACCAGCAGCUUAUGCCACAAGCCAGGCGUCAUCUUCUUCACCAGCAAUGGCCAUCAACACUUUGCCAACCCUUGUGAGAGCUGGGUUUGGAGGUAUGUCAUUAGCCCAAAAUGAGAGAAGCAAGAGCACCAAAGAGUUGAGGAGUUUAUUCCCAGGUGGCACCUCUUUAUGCAGACAUUGAAUCUGAAUCAUGGAAAGAAUAACUAUUAUUUCUAAAAUAAACCUGUGUUGGACUUUUAAUAAGAA